AUGAAUAAUAAAAAUAAUAGUGGCUUUAGAUACCUGGGUAAGAAGAUAUCGGAUGAAAGGGAAAAGGCCGAUGAAGAAGAUGAUUGUUAUAACUAUGAAGAGUUUCCAAUCAAAGAUUUUGACACAUCAGAUAAUUUCAAUCACUGUUUUAAUAAAAGAAAUCCAAUCCAAAAUAUAAAUAUUAAUAAUAUUUUUCCAAAAUCAAAUAGUUUUGAUAACCUUAAUAAAUAUAUAUCUAAUAAUUUCAAUGGAAAUGGUGUCUCCCCAAAAGAUCAAUGUGGAUAUAGAUCAGAAAACAAUACCCCAAUAAUUCAUUUAGUUGACAGCAACUUUGUGAACCUAUCGCCCACCCUCUCAAGUCAUCAAACCUCUUUGAAUGCCCCUGCCUCUCUUCCAUCUCACCUCCAAACGUUAAAUUUAUUUACCCCUGUUGUAUAUGAUUUAUCUCAACAAAAUAAUAUACCAGAUAUUAAAAUUAAUCAACUUUAUCAAAAUCCAAAGAAUAAUCAAUAUGAAUCAAAUUAUAACCAAAAUCAAAAAACACAAGUAUUCCAACACAAACAACACAAACAACAAAAGCCAUACCAACUACAACAAUUUUCACCAUCAGAACAGUAUAAAGAAGAAAAUAAUCAACCAAACCAAAAAAAACAAACUUCAUUUUAUACCCAUCAACAUCAACAUCAAAACCAACACCAACAUCAAUAUCAAAAUAAGCAUAAUCAACAACAGCAGCAACAACAGCAACAGCAGCAACAGCAGCAACAGCAGCAACAGCAACAACAGCAACAGCAGCAACAACAAAAUCAAAAUCAAAAUCAAAAUCAAAAUCAAAAUCAAAAUCAAAACCAAAAUCAAAAUCAUAGUCAGAGCCAAAAUCAAAAUCAAAGUCAAAGUCAAAGUCAACACAUUAAAAAACCAUAUAAUCAAAACUUAAAAUAUACAUCAAAACAUAAUUAUGAACAACCAUAUAACUACAAUAAUAGCAAUCACCAUUGUGUUCAAAAGAAUAAAGAUAAUAUUAGAUUCAGUGAUGAGGAAAAUAAAAAUUCUCAACACCUAAAUAAAAAUAUUUCUAAUGGUGGUAAAAAUAACAACAGAUUCAAUACCAAUGACAACGUCUCCAACCUUAAAAACAAUAAUACCCCUAAAAACAGUAAUUCAAAAACAAAUAAUAAUAAUAAUAAUAAUAAUAAUAAUAACAAUAAUAACAAUAAAAAUAGUAAUAAUAAAAAUAGUAACAAUAAUAACAAUAAUAAUAAUAACAAUAGUAAUAAUAAUAAUAAUAAUAAUAAUAAUAAUAAUAAUAAUAAUAAUAAUAAUAAUAAUAAUAAUAAUAAUAAUAAUAAUAAUAAUAAUAAUAAUAACAAUAAUAAUAAUAAUAAUAAUAAUAAUAUUAAAAAACUAUUAUAUAAUGAAGGUAAAAUAAAGUUUGAAAAUACACCAAUGGGUAUGGCUUUAAUUCCAGAUUUUUUUAAUGUGAAUGAAGAAUUUGAAGAAACGGUUAUUAUCGAAAAAAAAGAACUCACUAAAACCAAUGAUGGUAAGACUAACUAUGUCCCAAAAGAACGAUUUCUUCAAGUUGAGGGAAUACCAUAUUCUUCUGUAGAGCUUUUGUCAAUUAUUUCAAAAUUUCAUUUACCAAAAAUCCAUCCCAAACAAUUACAAAAAAAAGAGUUGUUUAAAAAGUUAAUAGAUCAAAACCCAGGUAUUUUUAAAUUUAGGGCAUUUAAGUAUGAUGGUGAUUUAAUUUAUAUGUAUUCACAAAACAAAUUUAAUGGCUUUUCAACAACAAUCGAAAAUCAUUCCAUUGAAAUAACUUUUGAUAAAGAAGUUUCAUCUUUUAAUGAACAAUACCCAAAAAAUAUUGAAGCCAUUAAAUUUUUAAAUAUUUUAAUAAAAUCUUUUUUUAAAAAUAUCGGUUUUUCUCAGCUUGGAAAAAAUUAUUACUCUAAAGUAGUCGAUCCACUCUCAGAUUUUAGAUUAAAUAUUUAUAAUGGAUUUGUUUCAUCGACUCAUUUAGUAGAUGGAGGUAUUGCAAUGUUAUUCGAUGUUUGUUCAAAAAUAAUUAGGUCAGAAACUAUAUUAGAUAAAAUGAAAGAACUUGGUAUGGAUAGAAGAGAUUGCGAAGCAGAGUUUAUUGGGAAAGUAGUUUUUGCAAAAUAUAGCAAUAGAAAUUAUAGAAUUACCAAUAUUUCAUGGGAUAAAUCCAUAAAUGACAUUAUGAGAAAAGAUAUCACUUUCAAAAGAUAUUUUGAAGAAAGUUAUGCAAUCUCACCACUUUUAUCAUUAAAUCAACCAUUGUUAGAAACUAUCGUAUCAAGAGGCACUGAAAACAUUACCAUUUAUUUAGUACCAGAAUUAUGCUUUCAAACAGGUCGACCAAGCUUUAGUCAAGAAAAUGAAAUUAAAUUAAAAAAUGAAAUUGAUCAUAAAACAAUGCUAGCCCCACGAGAUCGUUUCAAGAUUUUAACCGAUUUUAUGAAUUAUCUAACAACAAACAAACUAAUUGCAAAUCAAUUAAAUAGUUGGGGUAUAAAAAUUGAAAAACCAAUUCAAAUUAAUGCAGUUAAAUAUGAAGUAAAAACCUUGCCUAGUAAUGAGGAUUGUUUAAAGAAUGUAUGCUGGUCUCUAAUAGGUCUUCAAACUGAUAUUGAAGGUAAUGAGAGAAACCUUUCAAUUCUCUGUCAAGACUAUUGCAAACUAUCCAAGCCAUAUAGUGUCGUAAAGGUUAAAGAUAUCAAAAGCUAUGUAGAAUUAUUUGAAAAAGAAAUCAACUCACAAACUGGACCAAGGAUAGAAUUGUUUAUUGUUAUUCUUCCAACUGAAAACCACAUUGAAAUCUAUAAAAGUAUAAAAAGAAUAUCAUUACUUAGAAAGAAUGCCGUAAUUACACAGUGUAUUAAAAGUAUUAAGCUCAACCAAAGAAUUAAUUUAAUUUCAAAAUCAAUUGCAUGUCAAAUUAUUGCUAAAAUUGGAGAGUAUCCAUGGAUUAUCGAAAAUACAUCAUUUUCACAAAUACCAAAAUAUACCAUGGUAGUAGGAAUUGAUGUCACACAUAACCCAGAGAUCAACUAUUCAGUUGCAGCUUUUGUUUCAUCAAUGAACAGCACCCAUUCAAAAUUCCACCACAAAAUUAAUAUUCAGUCUUAUUCAAAAGAAAUAUUAGACAGCGAUUUUAUUUUAAAUGCAACCAUCGAAUCAAUGACAAUCUAUCACAAACUUAACAACGCAUAUCCAGAUCUAGUUAUUGUUUAUAGAGACGGUGUUUCAGAUGGUAUGUUAGAUACAGUAAGAUCACAAGAGGUUAGUUUUGUUAAACAAGCAGUUGGAGCAUUAUCAGAUAAAACAAAGUUAAUUUUUGUUAUAGUAAAAAAGAAUACAAAUACCAGAUUUAUUGACAACAAAAACAACUCUAACCCUCCACAUGGCACAAUGGUUAGUGGUGGUGUAACAAAUCCACAGUGGUAUGAUUUCUUUCUUGUUUCCCAACUAUCAAGCGAAAAAACAAAAUCAUCAGUUAAACCUACAAACUAUCAUAUCAUUCACAAUGAAACAUCAAUCCCAGCUGAUUCUUUUCAAUACUUUACAUUUCAAAUGUCAAAUCUUUAUUUCUCAAUUAGCAACUCAGUGCGUACUCCAGCACCCUGUCAGUAUGCUCAUAUUUUAGCUUAUUUUAUUGGGAAAUAUUUUAGAACAUUAGAAAACAACAAUAACCAUAGUUUUAAUAUCCACCCCAAUAAAAAUAACAACAACAAAUGUAGUAAAACAUCAACAAUAUCUCCAUCAGUUCCAUUUGAUGAAAAAUUAUUUAAUAAGCUUUAUUUCUUAUAA
Molecule: messenger RNA, 3834 nt
Organism: Dictyostelium purpureum
Lineage: Eukaryota; Evosea; Eumycetozoa; Dictyosteliales; Dictyosteliaceae
Exons: 5
Coding region: 1-3834 (1277 amino acids)
Biological process (GO): regulatory ncRNA-mediated gene silencing
Cellular component (GO): P granule
Molecular function (GO): piRNA binding; protein binding
Source: RefSeq, a predicted model, not a curated record